ACCAAAUUAAAAGAAAAAAAAAAAAAACCCUAACAGACAUUCCAGAAGAAGCCUAAUCAUGGUUUCCAAGCUCAACACAGAGGAAGAGAUGGCUAAAUUCGCCAUUGUUCCGGCGCAGACGCGGCGGAAAGGGAUCGGAAUCCGGGCAUGGCUGGUGGUGUUGGAGUCCGGGCAGUCGCAUCUGGAGGAGCUCGGGAAGCACUCGGUGAUGCGGCGGACUGGGCUGCCCGCGCGCGAUCUUCGGGUUCUCGAUCCGGUGUUGUCGUAUCCAUCUACGAUACUCGGGAGGGAGAGGGCUAUUGUGAUCAACUUGGAGCACAUCAAGGCCAUUAUCACCGCUAAGGAGGUGUUGAUGGUGAAUAGUAAUAAUCCUUUGAUUGUGCAGUUUGUUGAGGAUCUUCAGCAUCGCGUCAUGCCAAAACCGGCAAUGGAAAGCCAUGACAAAGAGAUAGAGGAUGCAGCUGAUGCUAAUUGGGGCUCACCCUCAGUACAUGGUUUUAAUGGUUCAGUAACAAAUUCAAGAAAAAGGCCAUCUCAAAGGGUUAAUGUUUCCUUUGAAGUGCUAAAUGUUGAUGUGAAAGAAGACAGCCCUAAGACCUCAGAGGAUGAACGAGUAGCUGCAGGACCAAAGGUGUUACCAUUUGAGUUCAGAGCACUAGAAGCUUGUCUUGAAUCGGCUUGCAGGUGCCUUGAGUCUGAGACACAAACACUGGAGCAAGAGGCAUAUCCAGCAUUGGAUGAACUGACUUCUAAUAUCAGCACACUUAAUCUUGAGCGUGUUAGACAGAUAAAGAGUCGCUUAGUUGCAAUAUCUGGUCGGGUACAGAAGGUUAGAGAUGAGCUUGAACAUCUGCUUGAUGAUGACAAUGAUAUGGCUGAGAUGUUUUUGACAGAAAAGCUUGUUCGCCCCUCUUUGGAUCAGUCAUCAAUAAAAGAGGAAUUAUGCAAUGAUGAACUUGAAGAAGAUGAUGAAAGGACUGAAGAAUCCAAGUCUGAGAGUAACUCCGAAAUCUUCAGUGGCUUUAAGCCCAAUAUUGAGGAAUUGGAGAUGCUUUUGGAAGCCUACUUUGUACAAGUAGAUGGCAUCUUGCAGAAGCUGUCUGAUAUGAGCGAAUAUGUGGGUGACACUGAGGACUUCAUCAAUAUCAUGUUGGAUGACAAACAAAAUCAGCUGCUGCAAAUGGGAGUGAUGCUGAGUACAGCAAACAUGAUAAUCAAUGCUGGUAUUGUGGUUGUGGGGUUGUUUGGAAUGAACAUAACCAUCUCUCUUUUUGACGGUGGCCCGUCUACCAAAUUCUUGGAAACUACCUUGGGUACAUUAGGAAGUUGUGUAGCGCUAUAUUUAAUUGCUUUUGUUUGGGGUAAGAAGAAAAAACUGUUGGGUUCAUGAACUUGUUUGGAUAGAGAGAACACUUGCGCUUUAUAAGAUUUUUAUAAUAUGAAUUAAUACUGUCA
Molecule: messenger RNA, 1455 nt
Organism: Vitis riparia (riverbank grape)
Lineage: Eukaryota; Viridiplantae; Streptophyta; Magnoliopsida; Vitales; Vitaceae
Product: magnesium transporter MRS2-F-like
Exons: 6
Coding region: 59-1390 (443 amino acids)
Biological process (GO): magnesium ion transport
Molecular function (GO): magnesium ion transmembrane transporter activity
Source: RefSeq, a predicted model, not a curated record